Octopus bimaculoides (California two-spot octopus) is the source of this 2904-nucleotide messenger RNA. RefSeq names its product scavenger receptor cysteine-rich domain-containing protein DMBT1. Lineage: Eukaryota; Metazoa; Mollusca; Cephalopoda; Octopoda; Octopodidae. The record is from RefSeq and is a predicted model, not a curated record.
AAGCAGAAAGGGUGUGAGGAAGAAGCCAAAUUUCCUUAAGGAGAAAGCUUUUCGAUUUAAAGGAAAGAUUUACACCAUUUUUGGAUUCGUUUCUUCGGCGAAGUUCUUCAGUUUUGGAGUUUGGAGAAUGUACACAACACAGUUCAAAAUGACGCCAUUCAUAAUAUUGGGACUAAUUCUACAAGUCUUGGGAGCUGCAGAUUCCGUUAAUGACUGUUUAGAAACAAAGAACUUAACAGCGAGCACGAGUUCAUGGCAACUCAUUCAGUCUCCCGGAUACUUCAGUAAAUAUGUUAAGAAUAUGUCUUGCAGUUGGCUAAUCUAUGCGGGAGAUCCGAAUUAUUCGCUGCAAGUAGACUGGCAACGCGUUGAUAUAGAAUACAGUUUAGGUUGUUAUAAAGAUUUCGUACAGAUCUAUCGCGGUUUUGAUCGAUCGGGCGAGCUUCUUGAUCACAGAUGCGGUCAGAGCUCCAUCAACGUCAAUAACAUUGGCCGUUAUGCUUACAUCUACUUCCACACGGACAAUACCAUCGAACGGGAAGGAUUUUCACUGAAGUACAAAUCUACCAACAGCGGUAGCAAAAUCUGUACAGCCACGACGUCAUAUACGUCCCAUCCUUACAGCUGGCAAACAAUUACUUCUCCUUAUUAUCCAGACAAUUACCUUGAUAGUUUAUCCUGUAACUGGCUAAUCACAACUGAUGAUGCUCUGGAAAUCGUUAAACUAAAGGUGCUUGAUACAGAAAUGGAGAAUUCUACUGACUGUUCUAAGGAUGUUGUUCAUGUAUACGACGGUGGCACUCCACGUAGCCCCAAACUAGGGUCGUGGUGCGGAAGUGACACCCCCGAAUUUAUCAGCACAGGCAGAAAGAUGUAUAUAACAUUCAUCACAAAUGAUAAAGCACAUUUUCGUGGAUUUAAAGCUAAAUUUAUUUCAGAACAAAAAGGUGUUAACUGCUCUGGUGUCACAAAGCUAACAGCCUACCCAAGUAUCCAGUACUUGACCACUCCUAACUAUCCUCACUUUUAUGCAAGCAACUUGUCAUGUUCAUGGUUAAUCAACUCUGGAAGCCGGUCUGGAAAAUUGUAUCUUGAUGUCAGAGAUUCAGAUAUCGAAUAUUCCAUCGGAUGUAUGAAGGACUAUGCAGAAUUGUACUUAGGAACCGACAGAAAAGCUGAUAUCUUCAGCCGAUGGUGUGGAGGCACUCGACGCAAGUUUUACACCUAUCACGCAAGUCUAUUCAUUCACUUCCAUUCAGAUGCUUCUCUGACUGGCCGAGGCUUCCAGUUAUCGUAUUACAUGGGAUCACCCUCUGCAGCAUGUCGGGACAAAACACUAUUAGUUGCUAACCGCCAUGGCUGGAAAGAGUUCAAUUCACCGUUUUAUCCCACAGUAUAUGAAGGAAAUCUUAGUUGUUGGUGGAUUUUGACAGCCGCAAAUGAAUUCGACAUAGUGGAGCUACAAGUGCUGGAUUUUGAGGUAGAAGACUCACCUGGGUGCGUGUACGAUUCUGUUAAAGUUUAUGAUGGUGGAAAUGUGAACUCGCCAAGUCUCGACAGAUGGUGUGGUGUGAAGCAUCCUUCAUUUAUUAGUACCGGUCAAAAACUCAUGGUUCAAUUCGAGACAGAUGAUUCUUAUGAUUACAAAGGAUUUAAAAUGCGCUACAUAGCGAGAGAUGUGUCAUUCCUCUGCGGCCCUGGAAAAUACUUGAAAGCGGAACUAGAAGAAAGAAAAUACCUAGUUUCACCAAAUUUAAUAUCUCCCCUUUACAGUACUGUGAAAUGUGAAUGGCAAAUAACGACCAAAAAAGCAGAUGAACUCGUAAAGCUUGAAGUAGCUUUCUCCUCAUUAGAUAACUCAACAAACUGUGACGACAACUAUAUAGCUGUGUACGACGGAACAACUACAAAUGCAGAACUUUUGGGGAAAAAAUGUGGCAAUCAGACUCUGACGUUUGUAUCUUCGAGCUGGAGUGUAUAUGUAGUGCUUCAACUAAAGAAAUCAAACAGAAGCAACGCGUUGCUGGCGACAUUCUAUUCAGAGAAAAAAGAGGCUCAGUGUAAGGAUAUCGAUAACCGAAUAAGCUUUUCCGAUCAGAAGAACUACAUAUCCUCUCCCGAAUUCCCGCGAAUAUACAGAAGCAUGCGAUCUUGUUCUUGGCUUCUUACGACAUCUAAGAACCAAGUAAUUCGACUAGAAAUCAUGUACGCCGAUUUUCCACAAGAAACUCAAUGCAUGUCAAACGCAUAUUUGGCAGUUUAUGAUGGUAACAGCCGAAGAGACGGUCUUUUAGGAGUCGUCUGCGGGAACGAACCGAAAACUUACAUAUCGACAGGACAGCAAAUCAUGGUUUUACUAAAGGGACAUACAAACUUAACUGGUCGAUUUCUUGCAGCUUAUUAUUCUGAGAGAAAAGCGGAAGAAUGUAUUGGCAGUAGCCAGUUAACUGCCCAAAGACAUACAAAGAACUACCUUCAUACGCCAUCAUUCCCGACACCUUUCAAAAAAAAUUCAAAGAAAUCCAGCCACUGCGCCUGGGUCAUAGCUUCUGAUGGCCCUGAUGUUGUGAAAUUAUCAAUAAUUUACUCCAAACUAUCAAAGAAAGAAGACUGUAGUGAAGAAAGUAUAAGUGUUUAUGAUGGUGAUUUAGUACCAAACCGCUUUCUCGGAAUGUCCUGUGGAGAGGCAAAACCAUCAUAUACAUCAACAGGGAAAAAGCUAAUGGUUAUAUUCUCUUCAAAGAGCUCAAAUGGAAGUCACGGCUUCUUAGGAUCCUAUUAUUCUGUUCCAAAACUGGUAUUGGUCUUGGUUCAGUUCGAAAAAGUCUACUGGAAUUUCUCACGAUAGAUCCAUGAUCUGCAAUAGCUGACUCCUGAUACUUGUCUUGCUAUGGUAAUAUGUAG